AUGGCAUGGGCGGUGCUGGCUGUGCUGGUGACCACAGCGGCGAUGAUGGCCGCGCUGGUGGUGACAGCAGAGGCCGCGCUACUAGUGGUGGUGGUGGCGGUAGCAGCUAUCAUGGUCACGACUAUGCUGGGGCUCAUACAUCGUGCUUCGAAACUUUUGGUUCAUUUUUCUGGAUUUGGAGCAGAGGAAGCUGAAUGGAUCAAUGCUCGUACAUGUUUGCGGCAACGCUCAGUGCCAUACAAGGCCACAGAAUGUGCAAAUGUUCAUUGUUGGGACCCUGUUCUUUGUUAUAAGGUAAGUGAACACAGUGGUCUCUAUUUUGAUGCUGAAGUGCAUGCUAUUGAAAGGAAAACGCAUCAUUCAGGAGAAGAAUGUGAUUGUAAAAUCCUUGUUCUUUAUGUGCAUGAUAAUUCUGAGGAUAUUGUUACACUGAGGAAGUUAUGCCGUCGAUAUGUAGGAGAUGACUACAAACCUCAAACUUCGUAUGAGCGACUAAAAGGAAAGAAAUAG
Miscanthus lutarioriparius is the source of this 510-nucleotide messenger RNA. The record is from the annotation of a GenBank genome assembly. Lineage: Eukaryota; Viridiplantae; Streptophyta; Magnoliopsida; Poales; Poaceae.